This is a messenger RNA of Symbiodinium natans, 1029 nucleotides long. Lineage: Eukaryota; Dinophyceae; Suessiales; Symbiodiniaceae. The record is from the annotation of a GenBank genome assembly.
AUGUACGAGCCACGGCGGUACGCGGAAUGGUUGCACAGCGAGGUGUUUUUGCCAGUGGUUGUUGUAAUCGGAAGUGAUGCGGCAAAGGCACGGGUGAAGGAGGCCAACGGCUUGUCACUUGCAGAGCUCUUUGCGCCUUUCGGUGGCCACUUUCGGGGCAUCUCCGUGUCGGCCCAGUCCUUGGAGAGGCAGAUUCCGAUCGAAAACUUGAGGGUCCGCUACGUGGAUGCCGACUUGGCAGUCCAGCUAAGCACUCUACAGGCGGAUCAGGUGGCUGCCUGGACUGUGGAAUCCAGUGCACUGGCGGGGAGACCAGACAGCCUCGAAGCUCCAAGCCCAUGGUACGAGCAGUGGCGAAAUGCUUUGUUUGGGGCUCUGAGAUGGUCCGAGCAUGAGGCUUUGGACCAACCUGCUGCAGCUAUGCUGGUGGUGUUAUCCAAGGAGCCUGACCCCGUCAUGCAGUUGGAGCAACUUCUCCAUGCUUCCAAGAUGCCACCCUUGUGCACUCAAGGGGUGUUGGACCCCGUUCCUUCACGAGUGGCAGUGCUUCUCCAUGACCUAUCAGAUCCAGAGAGCCCCAGCAAGGAAGACUUUGACAAAAACCUGGCAAGCAUCAGGGCGCGGUUCGCUCCCAAUCUGGUUCUCCCGCUUCAUAUCAACCAUGGCGACGCAAAGUUCACCAUGCCGGAGGCCGAGGACUUGUUCAAGUCCUUCCUGGUGCAAACUGCUCCGCCGCCCCCGCCUCCACCACCAGAGGCUGCCGACGAAGUAAAGCCCAGCCCAGGAUCACGGCUCACACGUGAAGACCUGCAAAGUCUGGCGCAGGUUGGAACGGAGGUGGUGGUGAAGAGCGCAGUACCCUGGAUGGAGAAGCAGCUCCAACAGCUGGAGGCACAAAUCUCGCAAGCUCGCAAGGGCUUCCGGAACCAGCUGAAGUACCUUUGGCGAAAGCCUCGUGAGGGAGCUCGAUUCUCAAGAUUGACUUUGAAGCGACUGCAGCUACGUGCGCGGCAUGCUAACUUUGUCUAA